This is a messenger RNA of Rhodamnia argentea, 1352 nucleotides long. RefSeq names its product NADP-dependent D-sorbitol-6-phosphate dehydrogenase. The transcript is spliced from 6 exons. Gene Ontology annotation, molecular function: aldose-6-phosphate reductase (NADPH) activity. NCBI's taxonomy places the organism in Eukaryota, Viridiplantae, Streptophyta, Magnoliopsida, Myrtales, Myrtaceae. The record is from RefSeq and is a predicted model, not a curated record. Bases 122 to 1051 code for a protein of 309 amino acids.
AGAAGAACACCAGCAGCUAAAUCACAUUUCGCUCUCUGAAACUUAAAGAGCUGUGGCAUCUCCACUCUUCAGCUGUGAUAUCGCAAACCAGAAGCGCGAGAGAUUGCGCGUGCUCGCGAGAAUGGCGAUCACACUCAAUAAUGGAUUCAAGAUGCCAGUGAUUGGUCUAGGGGUGUUUCGCAUGGAGAAGAAGGAGAUAAGGGACCUCAUCGUCAACUCCAUCAAGAUCGGCUACCGCCACUUCGAUUGCGCCGCUGAUUACCAGAAUGAAGCGGAAGUUGGUGAUGCACUUGCUGAAGCGUUGCAGACUGGGCUUGUCAAGAGGGAGGAACUUUUCAUCACCACCAAGCUUUGGAAUUCAGAUCACGGGCAUGUCAUAGAGGCCUGUAAGGACAGUCUGAAGAAGUUACGGCUUGAUUAUUUGGAUCUCUACCUCGUUCACUUCCCAGUAGCAACUAGACACACUGGAGUUGGCUCAACUGCUAGUGCUCUGGACGAUGAGGGGGUGCUGGACAUUGACACGACCAUAACUUUGGAAACAACAUGGCGUGCCAUGGAAGAUCUUGUCUCAGUGGGUUUAGUUCGGAGCAUCGGGAUCAGCAACUACGACAUCUUCCUAACCAGAGAUUGCCUGGCCUACUCCAAAGUGAAGCCUGCUGUUAAUCAGAUUGAAACCCAUCCAUAUUUCCAACGUGAUUCCCUUGUUAAGUUCUGUCAGAAACAUGGUAUCUGUGUGACUGCACACACUCCCCUCGGGGGCUCAGUUGCAAAUACAGAAUGGUUCGGUUCCGAGUCAUGCUUGGAAAAUCCAGUUCUCAAGGGUCUGGCUGAAAAGUACAAGAAGACAGUGGCACAAGUAGUUCUGAGGUGGGGUAUCCAACGCAAUACCGUCGUCAUACCAAAGAGCUCAAGGGUUGAGAGGUUGGAAGAGAACUUUCAGGUCUUUGAUUUCAAGCUGGCGGAGGAGGACAUGGCCCUGAUCAAGAGUAUCGACCGGGCAUAUCGGACGAACCAACCUGCGAAGUUUUGGGGCAUAAACCUUUAUGCUUGAGUAUUAUGCUUGAGUAUGUCCAGAAGCAUGGUCCUAAGCAAUUGCUUCAUAUGGAGAAUAAUAGUGUGGGAGGUGCAAUGCAUACAUGUAGCUUGAUGAAACACUUGUGUGCCGAGUCUCUUGUCGACUCGCAUCUGGCAAUGUUCAAGCAUGUUGUAUCACUUACCUCGACAAAAUGUUUGGAUUCAAUGUUUCGACGGAAAGUAUCGCGACAACUCCUCCAUGAUUAUUUUCGUGAACUUCUCUUGCUACAUUUCUGGGGCAAACGAAGUAAAGGCACUCUGCUUCUGUUUAGCUACAA